AUGGGCAGCAAACGAAAGAGAGCCGAGCCUUCGGGCGCCGCGGCGAAAGAGGAGCCCGCCGUCACGAAAAAGUCAAAGACGGCAGCAGAGCCGUUCACGAUCCAGAUAGUAGCCGGCUCCUACGACCGGGUGCUGCACGGCGUCACCGCGACCGUCUCCCCCGACGACGAGGUCGAGUUCGCCGACACGUUCCUCUUCAACGCUCACAACUCGGCAAUACGAUGUCUCGCCCUCUCCCCCGUGUCGGCGCCCGAGCCCGGCAAGGGCCAGAAGGUGAUGCUGGCCACGGGGAGCACCGACGAACGGAUCAACGUCUUCAACAUCUCAGCACACCCACCGAAGAAGCAGGACAAGGACUUGCUGUCCGUGAUAGCCCCGCGCAAGAUCCUCGAGAACCCCAGGAACCGAGAAGUCGGCACGCUGCUGCACCACUCGUCCACCGUCACCAAGCUCUCCUUCCCGACCAAGUCGAAGCUCAUCUCUGCCUCGGAGGACUCUACGAUCGGCGUCACGCGCAUAAGAGACAUGACGCUGCUCAGCAGCAUCAAGGUCCCGAUACCGAAGCCGCUCGGGCGGCCUAGCGGAGACACGGCGGCACUGGGCGCCACCCCGGCGGGCGUGAACGAUUUCGCGGUGCACCCGAGCAUGAAGCUCAUGAUCAGCGUCAGCAAGGGCGAGCGAAGCAUGCGUCUCUGGAACCUCAUGACGGCCAGGAAGGCGGGUGUUCUGAACUUUGGCCGGGAUAUCCUGCAGGAGAUUGGGGAGGCGAGGCAUUCGUCCGGCGAGGGCAGGUCGAUCCUGUGGCACCCUUCGCAGAACGGUGACGAGUUCUGUGUGGGGUUCGACAGAGAUAUCCUGGUCUUUGGCAUGGACGGCACCUCGAAAUGCCGGGUCAUGCCGGACCACAAGACCAAGAUACACGAGUUCUGCUACAUCACUACGGACGAUGAAGAGUCUGUCCUGCUCGCCGUCGCAACCGAAGACGGCAGGAUCAUGUUCUUCUCCACCAGCCCAGAGGAUCUGAUGGAGAGCAAGUCCUCAGGCGACAAGAAGGCACCACAAUUACAAGUCGCGAAGUUCGUGGCGCAGAUGGGCGGCAAGGAAGCGGGCGUGCAGGGGCGGAUCAAGGACUUCUCGGUGCUGAGGCCAUCGCACGACCCGGAGUCGCUCUACUUUACCUGCGGCAGCAGCGACGGCAAGAUCCGGAUCUUCAAGACCAGCGUGGGCGAGCUGAACAAGGCCAAGAAGGGCAAGGAGGCGAAGCGGGUUGGCAAGUCGCUGGGGACAUAUGAGACGCAGAACAGGAUAACGUGCUUGGAGGCUUUCGUGAUGAUACCCAGACCCGAGGGAGUGGAGGAAAGCGAGGAUGAGUUCGAGGACGUGUCCAGUGACGAUGACGAGGCGGACGACCAGGACGAAGACGAAGACGAGGAGGAUGACGACGAAUAA
Neoarthrinium moseri is the source of this 1449-nucleotide messenger RNA. RefSeq lists its product as uncharacterized. The transcript has a single exon. Lineage: Eukaryota; Fungi; Ascomycota; Sordariomycetes; Amphisphaeriales; Apiosporaceae. The record is from RefSeq and is a predicted model, not a curated record. Gene Ontology annotation, molecular function: protein binding. The coding region runs from base 1 to 1449 and encodes 482 amino acids.